Brettanomyces nanus is the source of this 3219-nucleotide messenger RNA. RefSeq lists its product as uncharacterized. The transcript has a single exon. Gene Ontology annotation, molecular function: diacylglycerol-dependent serine/threonine kinase activity; ATP binding. Lineage: Eukaryota; Fungi; Ascomycota; Pichiomycetes; Pichiales; Pichiaceae. The record is from RefSeq and is a predicted model, not a curated record. Gene Ontology annotation, biological process: protein phosphorylation; signal transduction; fungal-type cell wall biogenesis. The coding region runs from base 1 to 3219 and encodes 1072 amino acids.
AUGACAGAACCUGAUAAUGUUAUUGCCGAUAUUCUAAAGAAGAUCGAACGUGAAAGGAAUAUCGCUAUCGGUGCCAACAAUCUCCGUAAGGAGACAAGCAAUGCUCAUGUAAUUCAACGAUGCAGCACUCAGAUUAGAGAGGCGCAGAAGAACAUCGAAUAUUUGGAGGAGACUCUAAAGAAGAUGACUCUCAAACAAAGGCAGCAACAACAGAGGCACCAUCAUAAUCACAAUGGAGAGGGCAAAUCAGACGGGAGCAGCGAGUCACAGUCUGAAGAAGAAGAAGAAAAGACCCCUGUUCAUAAGCCGGCCUUUACCGUGUUGGACCUACUCAAAUACGAGUGUCCUUCGUUGGGACAUCGUAUUCAGUACAUGCUUCAGUUGCUUCAAUUCAAGAUGCAGGUGGAGGAGCAGUACCGCGAGGCCAACGAGAAGAUAUAUAAACUUUACGAAGCUGAUGGUGAUCGCAAAAGUCUUUCGAUGGCCCAGGAGCAGAGAUUGGAUAGUGAUAGGAGACUGCAACUUAUUAGAAAGUCUCUUAAACAAUACCAGUCUUUAUUUGUUGAUGUUGAUGAGGUGGCCCGAGAAAAUGCUGUUAUCAACACAUACCAUAAGAAUUCUUUGACCGGUGUUCUUUCACUCACUAUUACUGCCAUUAGAAACGUCGACCACAUAUCUUCACCUUUGUUGGAGCGUAAUCCGGAGUGUACUAUUGUCAUAAAAGUCGAUGACACAACCAGAGGUACCACGAAAGCUGUCAGAACAGACCGUUGGAACGAGAAUUUUGAUAUUGAGGUGUCUCACGCAAACGAGCUUUCUUUCACGAUCUAUGAUAAACAGGGAAACCAAGACAUUCCCGUGGCCCUGUGUUGGCUACCACUUUCGGAUAUCGCCGAAGAGAUUCGUCGUAAGAAAGUUAGUCAACAAAGAGGUCAGCAGGAUACUUGGAUUAGCGCCUCAUCACUACAACAGCAUCCGGGAUUUUCAUCGAAUACAACUAUGGGUCCCCAGGCAAAUAAUAAUGGCAUCAUCAGUUCGGGCAGAGACUCAUUGACGCUUCCCUCAUCCGGCUCAUCUUUUUCGAACUCAUCACCGAACGAUGCUUCCAAUAUUACAUCGAGUUGCUGGUUUGAAAUGGAACCAUCGGGACAGAUUCUCGUAACUUUGGGCUUCAUCAAGACAGAGAAAGCUAACCAAUCACCUGCAUUCAACGGAUUAGGCCGUCACGGUGCUAUUAGACAGCGCAAGGAGGAGGUCACAGAAUACCACGGCCACAAGUUUGUUCAAAAGCAGUUUUAUAAUAUCAUGUGCUGUGCCGUCUGCGGUGAUUUCCUACGUUAUUCCGGUUUUCAAUGCGAAGAUUGCCGCUUUCUUUGCCAUAAAAAAUGCUACAAGAAUGUGAUUACCAAGUGCAUUUCGAAAUCGAGCACCGAAACCGACAGUGAUGAUGAGACUACGCUAAAUCAUCGUAUUCCUCACAGAUUUGUUCAAGUCACUAAUCGUGGAACCAAGUGGUGCUGCCAUUGCGGUUAUAUACUUCCAUGGGGUAAGAAAAAUAUUCGCAAAUGUGCAGAAUGUGGUAUCAUGUGUCACGCUUCUUGUGCUCAUCUUGUUCCAGACUUCUGUGGUAUGUCUCUUGAGAAGGCUAAUGAGAUAUUAACAGCCAUCAAGAUGGCACGGGAAAGGAAGGCUUUGAAUGAUGCCAGGAAACAAAAACUGCAAGGGCUACAACAACAACAACAACAACAACAACGGAGCCAGCUUCAGCAGGCAGAAAAAAUCCAGGAGGCUCAGAGGGCCCAUCGCAUUCAUAAGGUGUUGCCACAGGUACCUAAGGAGAUACCAUAUGGCCAACAUGGAUUAACUAAAGCCGAGCAGCAGGAACAAAAGAAACAAGGACCACGAGACCAGCCUAGAUUUCAACUUCCGGGUUCUCAUGAACUUCUGCCAGUUCCUGCUCACCAAAUCCCUCAAGCAUACAAACCUUCAUCAUUACCAGAGGCCUAUCCACAGGGGGCUGUUACUCGGGAUGUUACUAGACCUGUCUUGAAGGAGAAGAAGCCGUCGGAUACGCCUUCUGCAUCCUCACAGCAGAGUGCAGUGUCCGCUAAAAGUGUGGGUGCAGAGAUAAAUGGGGGUGCUCUGAACAUCUCUGACGUUACUGCCACUGUUGGUCAACAUAUCCAUCACCAUCAUAGACAUAAGCAUCGUCAUAGACAUGGACUCGAUGAUUUCCGAUUCAUUGCAGUUCUUGGUAAAGGUAACUUUGGUAAAGUUAUGCUUGCAGAGUCGGUUCAUACCAAAGAGCUUUGUGCCAUCAAGGUGUUGAAGAAGGAUUUCAUAAUUCAGAAUGAUGAAGUUGAAAGCACCAAAUCGGAGAAGCGGGUUUUCUUGAUCGCCAAUAAGGGUCAUAACCCAUUUUUACUCAACCUUCAUCAAUGCUUCCAGACCGAAAAUAGGAUUUAUUUUGUCAUGGAAUACAUUGCAGGAGGUGAUUUAAUGUGGCAUGUUCAGCAGAAGAGGUUCACUCAGAAGAGAGCGCAGUUUUAUGCUGCAGAAGUUCUUCUGGCCUUGAAGUUCUUGCAUCAGAAUGGCGUGAUAUACCGUGAUUUGAAAUUGGAUAAUAUUUUACUCGCCUCUGACGGUCACAUUAAACUGGCAGAUUACGGUCUUUGCAAGGAAAAGAUGUGGGCUGGUACUAAGACGUCUACUUUCUGUGGUACUCCAGAGCUUAUGGCCCCAGAGAUCUUGAAAGAGCAAGGCUACGAUAAGGCAGUUGAUUGGUGGGCCUUUGGCGUCUUAUUGUAUCAGAUGCUUCUUACGAAAUCUCCAUUUCGCGGUGAAGAUGAAGAUGAAGUGUUCAACUCUAUCUUGACAGAUGAGCCAUUGUAUCCUAUUAAUAUGGCUAAAGAAGCAGUUGACAUUCUACAACGAUUACUUACUAGAGAUCCCACAAAGAGACUCGGAGCAGGGACUCAUGAUGCAGAGGAUAUUAUGAAGCAUCCAUACUUUGCCAACAUCAAUUGGGAUGAGAUUUAUCGCCGUCAAAUGAUCCCACCAUAUGUUCCGGAGAUAAGGGAUCCAAGAGCCCCAGCCUGCUUUGAUGAAGAGUUCACAUCUCAGGCUGCCAAAUUGACUCCAGUGAACUCUAUAUUAUCUCCGUCCAUGCAGGAGAUGUUCCGUGGAUUCACUUAUACUAAUGACGAGAGUAAUGUAUAA